Salarias fasciatus (jewelled blenny) is the source of this 5880-nucleotide messenger RNA. RefSeq names its product centrosomal protein 152 (gene cep152). Gene Ontology annotation, cellular component: centrosome. The record is from RefSeq and is a predicted model, not a curated record. Bases 170 to 5041 code for a protein of 1623 amino acids. Gene Ontology annotation, biological process: centriole replication. The transcript is spliced from 27 exons. NCBI's taxonomy places the organism in Eukaryota, Metazoa, Chordata, Actinopteri, Blenniiformes, Blenniidae.
CUGAAGGUUGCCGAACCUUUCAUUAACAUGGCCACGGGUCAAUGCCGGUUCAGUAAUAUAGUCAGCAGCGUGGCUAGAUGCUAAAGCUACAGAACCGUAACGCUGUUCUAACAAGGAACGCAACAAAGGAAAGUGUCAAUAGCCAUUUGUCCUCCAGCAAGUUGGCAAAAUGUCUAUGGACUUUGACAGUGCAGCCCUGCAAACCCAGCAUGAUGAAGAGGAGUACGACCAGGAGGAUUAUGCACGAGAGCAAGAGUUGCACAAGCUGCUCACAGACUUGCCCCAUGACAUGCUGGAUGACAGCAGAGACUCCACCCCCUCAGACCUCGAGUACUCGGCCUGCAGCAACAAAAACACUGGCAGCAGCCCGCCUGCCAGCUGGACUCAGCAAUGGUCUGAUAAUCCAGCUUCUCAUGCACAGAACUAUGAAGUUGACUACAAUCGAGACUCCCACAACGGCCAUGCUUAUGAAGAUGAAGUUCAUAGUCAUGGACACCAAAGUCAGCCUCAGAGUCAGCCUCUGGCCCACACUUGGAAACAGGAUCAUCAGUUCGCACAGGGAGAUUAUGCGUGCGUGAGCAUCGGCACAGAACAAUCUGCAGAAACUUGUGAGUUUUCCACAGAGUUUCAGUCAGACUUAUACCCUCAAACCACCAAUAACCAUGUGGAAUAUAAUGCGGAAAGAGGAUACAUGGACAAACAAAGCCAUUUUCAGGCUACUUACAAUCCUCAACACCCUGCCCAUCAGCCAAAGAUGUUUAACUCACAAGGAGCUCAGCAAGACGCCCACUAUGACCAUCUGCAAAGAGAAUUCCUGGACACGACACAACAAAAUUCUGAAAGGCAGCAGUUUGCUCAGCUGCAGAUUUUGAAUAAAGCGCAACAAAGGCAAAUUGAAGAUUUGGAGCAAAAAUUGGAAGAUGCACGACGCAAAAUGAGAUACGUUGAACAUCAGUUUGCAAUUGUUAGAGAUGAAAAAGAUGGCCUGGCUGUAAGUCUGAAGGAAUCAAGUCAACUGGUCGAAGAAGCAAAAGUGAGAGAGAUUCAAAUGCAAAGCAAGCUGAAGGUGCUGGAGCAGCAAGUGCAGAUCCUCAAUGACAGAAAUCAGGAGAACAUGAAGAAGCAGAUGGUGGCAGACGCUGCGGUGGACAGCAUGAAGCAGCAGAUGCUGGAGCUUUGUCGCUCCGAUACUCUGUCCAGAGCGCGACAGCAGCACGACAGAGACCUGACCGUCAUGAAGGAGCAGCAUGACUCUGCAGUGUUGGCCCUGCAGCAGAAGCUGGACUCCACCUCUCAUUCUCUGAAAGCACAGGUUGAUGUUUGUCAGAGUUUACGAGAGCAGGUGAAACAGCUGGAGUGCCAGAGAGAAGAACAACAGCUGGAGAGAGCCAAAGUCAUCAACGCCCUCACUCAGCGUCUGGAGGAGAGUCAACAGCAUUGCGCCAAACUGCUGGAGACAAGUUCAGUCCAAGAGAUGAGUCAAAUGCAAAUCAAACUGCAACAAGCACAAUCAGCUAAGGCACUAAGUGAAAACAUGAACAAAGUUUUACAGGAGGAUAUGGCUGAUCUGAAGGAGCAGAUUACACUCUAUGAAUCAGCCAUCAAACAUGGUGUUAUUGCUUUGGAACCGAGCAGUGACUGGGAGAAUCAGCUGUCUGAAUCAUGCUUGGAUCUGGGGCUGAAGAAAACAAACAGGAAGAACGGCCUGCUGCAUAGCACUGCUCUCACUCAUCUGUCAGACUCCAAGCUGCCAAAGGAUGAAGCUUUACGGCUGCUCCGAGUGGAGAUGCAGCGCUGUCUGGGCAGUUUGAAGGGGAAGCGGCAGAAGAUCAGUCAGCUGCAGGAGGAGCUCCAGCACUGCCAGGCUCAAGUGAACGAGCUGCAGAAAGAGUUGGAGGAAGUCAAAGUCAAGGCUUGGGUCAGAGAGAGCAGUCAAAUGAAGCAAACAGACGUGUCUGGAGACUCUCAGAAAGAGUUGCAGAGGCUACAAGAAGACAAACGGCUUUUGCAGGAACAGCUUGAGUCGCUGGAUCAGAAGCACAAGGAGCUCAAGCAGAGUGAGGAAAAGUUGAAGGCUGCUAAUUCCGAGCUGUGCUCCAGAAUGAGGGAGAUGAUCCAGGAGCUUGACCAAGAGAAGCAGGAAGCAACAGUGAGAUCUGAGCGGAUUCAUCAGCAGUAUCGGGACGACGUGGUAAACCAGAUCAGAACAGAGCUAACGCUGGAGCAUGAGGCUCAGAUGGAAGAGCUGACUGUGCAGCACCAGCAGCAGCUUCAUCUGCUGCAGACGCAGCUCUCUGAAGUCAACGACAAGAUGCUGGGUGUGCAAGAAUGCUACCUAGCUAUCUGCAAUGAAAAGAACAUGCUUGAAGAAAGCAUUCGCAAGCGAGAGCAGGAAGAAGCUGCGAUUCGAGACCAGGCCAGUGCAGCUGUGGAGAAGCUGAGAACUGAACUUGAGGCUCAACAUCAGGCCUCGAUAAUACAGCUCAAAGCUGCCUGGUCCAAAGAGAAGAAGACUGAAAUCCAGCAGCAAGUAAACUCUCAGGUCUCUGCAGCCAAGGCUAAAUGGAAGGAGGAGAUGCAAAAGACAGAAAAGAUUUGGACUCAGAAGCUUGAGGAUGCAAAAAGACCCGCGGAGAUGGAUGAGGCGACCUGCCAGACAGACGCCGCUGAAACGACCUGUCUUACCGUAACCGCCGAGGAGCUGGACUCCCGGCUCAGCGCUCAGAAACAGCAGCUGCAGCAGGAGGCGGACAAGGCGCAGCGGAAGGCUGUGGAGGAAGCCCGAAAGCAAGCCCAGAGAGAGGCGCAGGAAAAAUACCUGGAGGACAUGGCCAAACAGGUUGAAGGUGCUGUGACCAGAGCCUACACCCGGUGGAUCGAUGACUUAACUUCAUUACCAGAAUACCAGGCCUCUCUCAUCACGGAGCAGAAGAAGUGGGAAGAAUUACAAGAGAAGCGGACUGAACAACAAGUGUCUCAGGCACUGAAGGACGCAGAGGAAAGGUGGCAGAAGAAGAAGCUGGAGGAGCAAAGCCCUGGAGGACAGCAGGUGGAGGAUCUUCAAAGGGAGUUGGCAGCUCUCCAGAACCAGCUGGAGCAGGUGACCAGAGAGCAGGCUGCUGUGAUGAAAGCUGAGCUGGCCGGAGCUCGAGAAGCCUGGAAUAGAGACAAACGACAAGAGAUCGCCAUGAUCCAAGCUCGCAGUGAGCAAGUGUACCAAACCAAGUUGCAAGAACAGCUCAGAAAGCUGGAGCAGACCAGAGAGGACGCCGAACUCCAGAAGAAGGAAAUUCUGCUUCAGAUGGAAGCCAAGUUUCAGCAGACUGUGAGGACCCGAGAGGAGGAAUGGCGAUCCCAGUGUGCAGCCAAAGAGCUGACCCACACACAGCAGCUGAGAGAGGAAUUUAAAGCCGAGCUGGAAACGGGACUGGCAGGGGUUCAGGCCGAACUUCUGAAUCAGUCCAAACCAGAGCAUCAGGAUGGUGAAGAGAGGAGUGGGACCACAGCCGAGCCGUCAAUAAGACGCCUCAUUCAUACUUCAUGCACAGACUUGAUUAAAAGAGCUGUUUCUCAGGCUAAAAAGGAGUGGGAGAAAACGAGUGAAGAGAGAAUUAGAAGAAUGUUGAAAGAAAUACAAGAACGGCAUGAGAGAGAAAUCAACAAAAUCCAAAGUUCUUUUAGUGAGAGAAAACAGGCGUCCAGCUGCAGGAAGGAGUGCGCUCAGAAUACAAGUAAACUCCAGAAGAAGAACAACGAGCUGCAGAGACAUUUGGAGAAAGCGUGCCGUCAGCUCCAGCACAGCGUCCGAGAGCACAAAACUGCAGUGCAGCAACUCAAGGAUGAACAUCAUAGCAGCUUACAGAAAGCAAAGGAGGAACAUCUACAGCAGUUAGAAGAAGUCAAGAGAGGAAACGACUCUGCAAGAUGUUCUGAUCAACUAAAACUGCAAGAAGGCCUCGAAGAGAUGAAGCAGCAGUACCUGCUGACUGUAGAGAAAAUCAGAGGAGACAUGCUGCGUUAUCUCCAGGAAAGCCGCGAACGAGCAGCAGACAUGAUCCGCAAAGAGGUGCAGAGAGAGCGGCAGGACACCGCCAGAAAGAUGCGGCACUACUACCUGAGCUGUCUGCAGGAGCUGCUGGAAGACGGAGGAAAGAGUACAGGUGCGGAGAAGAAAAUAAUGAAUGCCGCAAGCAAGCUGGUGGCCAUGGCGAAAGUGUUUGAAACGCCGGUUAAAAGUAAAUCGGGAAGGAACCACAAUUUACCAGCAGGCUGUUCGACAGCUGUGUCCUCCUCCACCCGCCCUCCAGGUGGAAGCGGAGGCUCCAGUAAGGACCUGGCAUCCCAGAAUGUGCUUCCUGGCACCAGGGCAGAGGAGAGACCCCACAGAGACGAGACUGGUGCCGAUUCAGAGCAGAACCCAGCCGCCACAGUGAGGACGAAACUCCUAAACCAUUCGGACAAACCCUCACGUGAGAAGGACGAGACGUCAGCCGACGCCGGGAUGAAGACCAAAAACCUCCACUUGCACAAGUCCCGUCAUCCGGCGUCUUUUCCUUCCGCUGCAGAUUUUGAAAACGUGUCCACGCGGGGUAAAAACAGGGAGCUGUACUUGCAGGAAAGUGACAAUCAGGGCAGGCCUUUCCUCUGCAAGGAGGCUCCAGUCCGAGAAGACAAACACCCCGACCGGAGUCUGACUGGCAGCGACUCAGAGGCCAGCUUCCACCUCUCCACGCUGUCAUUCCUCGGUCGAAAGGUGGAGCCGGUAAAGCCCUUCGCCGUGCCCGCCGCAUCGCAUAGCGUUAUUGGGGAGUUUGGCGCUCUCACCCCGGACGUUUCAGACCUCACGGUUUAUAACGAGAUCUCCAAGAAGACGCCGUACGCCGAGACCUCGGCGCUCGCGAUCAGAGUUUCUCAGAGGGAGCCCACUCCGGGCUCCGAAUGCGAGACGCAGCAGGCAGUGUGUUCCAGGCCUCUGUUUUCUGAGUUGAGGCUGCACCAGCAGGACAGUGGGUUUGACAGCCCGUUCUACCAGCAGAACUAAGAGCUGAAUUCACUCUUUACAUAGUUAUCUAGUCAUUAUCCAAUAGUGCCUCUGAUACAGCAGUGUGUGAUGAUAUACAGCUGUUGCCUUAAUAGUUGUUUGCAGUGUUUGUGUAUCUUGACGUAUUGUUGAUAACUUAGUUUGACAUAUCUGGGAAUACAUGCAUUUCUUUUCUUGCACUGAGCGAGAUGAGGAAGUGUAGAAAUGUGUUCUCACCUUCAUGCGUUUCUCUACAAUCAACUGCUGGUUUGCCUUUUGUAGUGCAAAAACUGAAAGUGGAGGAAAGAGCUCAGUCCUGAUCGAAUAUUUGCCUCUUGUAGAGAUGAAAUUGGCUGAAGAAUUUAUAGUAUAAACUGAAUUCAGACAGCUGAACUCGCGGCACUGAGUAUAAGAGCUCAGUAAAACUGACUUCACAGCAGGCUGUAUCUUAAACUGAACAUGUACAAACAUUUUUUUCUUUCUAAAUUUAUCAAACAAGUUGAGCAAAAACACAUUCGACAAAAAGCUGCAGCUGUAGAUGAUUCGUUACAGCCUGUUAUGUCAAAGUAAACCAGCUCACUUUGCCACCAGCCUGUCGCGCGUGAACCUGAUUAUUUGUGAAAAGACGGUCUCGUCAUCUGUCUGCUGUUCAUUUGAAUCCAGACGUGAAGCAGAAACGUGUCGCUCUCUGCGCUCUAUUAGGAGCUUGUUGUUGAGCUUGUUAUCGCAAAGUGUCACAAUGAUUUUAUUUCAUGUAGAAAGUCACAGUGUGGCUCCACUGACCCUCUACCUCAGGAAUGUUGCUUUUUGCAGUUUAUGAGCUUUAGGAUGUUCUAUUUCUGUGUGUAUUUGUGUUUAAA